ACAUAAAGAGUAUUAUCUUUGUUCAAUGGUUGUAGCAUGUUGUUUUUCUUUUAUAAAUGAUCAAUGAAUAUAUAUUGAUGAUAUCACACUCUUUUCUUAAAUUACUUUUGUAAAAAUGACACAUCACAACGUAUAUCAGAAAUUGGGGUAUCGUAUUUCAGAGGAGGUUCAACUGCUUGCCGAAAAAAAAUGGAUUAUAGAUGCUCUGGCAAAAAUAAAAAACCAACGUAAUUCACUACAGAUUGAAAGGUUGCACCUAGAGAGUUUGAAAGCAAAAUUAAACAUUAAUACAAAUAAAAAAGACAACAACAAAAGCAAAGACGGAGAAGUGGAGUCGAGUUCUUCAUCAGCUUUAAAUUUAAUGCAAAAUUAUAAUUCUGGCAAAAAACCCAUCUUAGAUGAUAACUUGCUGCAGGAGGAUCUGAAUGACGAGGCAAUGUGCAAUGAUGAAGAGCUAAAUUUAGGAAUUUCAAACAUGGAUUAUGGUAAAAUUGAUAAUACGGAAGAGGAUGAGGGGAGUGAUGAAGACAUGUUGAUUGAUAUGAACAUGCUCAUGAACGGCACAUUCAGGUGAAUAUUAAAAUGGGAUUCGAGGAUUUACAGAAGUUGAAGUCGUCGCAGGUGUUUAGAAGUGUUACACACAGAGUUGAGUGCGUUUAUAUUAAAAGCAUAAUUUGUUUAAAUUUUCAGCAUUUUAUUUGAUGGGACUUUUUUGUAAAACUUUCAACAAGCAGACCAGUAAUUAAUAUUGUGGGUGAUUUCAGUGUAAGGGCUUCUGUUUAUGAGUAAUUUUAAUAAAUUGAAUUUUGUUUUCUUAUAGAAAACAGUCACAGCGAUUGGGAAACUUCUAUAAAUAAACAGAAUUUUGUAAUAACAAAGAAUUUAAUAAAUUUUGUCUUACAUUUACACAGUAAUUAUCAAUGUUUAAGUAUGUAUGUACAUUUAUUCAUAGAACAAUAUUUAUAAACAAAAAUAUUUCUCAUCUUUUUCCAUUGAAAUGAAUAACCUAGCGACGGCACCAGAGUCACCUGGAUCAGUUUAGGCACAGAUAUUCGUUAAACAUUAAUAUGAAGUUAAAAUUAUGCUUUGUUUGAGAUACUUGUUGAAUUUGAAAUACAAGUGAUCUAACUUUACCACUCUA
This is a messenger RNA of Danaus plexippus (monarch butterfly), 1141 nucleotides long. RefSeq lists its product as uncharacterized. Gene Ontology annotation, cellular component: nucleus. The coding region runs from base 116 to 574 and encodes 152 amino acids. NCBI's taxonomy places the organism in Eukaryota, Metazoa, Arthropoda, Insecta, Lepidoptera, Nymphalidae. The transcript is spliced from 3 exons. Gene Ontology annotation, biological process: transcription initiation at RNA polymerase III promoter; transcription by RNA polymerase II. The record is from RefSeq and is a predicted model, not a curated record.